Xyrauchen texanus (razorback sucker) is the source of this 1954-nucleotide messenger RNA. Its product is annotated as interferon regulatory factor 6-like. The coding region runs from base 251 to 1591 and encodes 446 amino acids. The record is from RefSeq and is a predicted model, not a curated record. Gene Ontology annotation, molecular function: RNA polymerase II cis-regulatory region sequence-specific DNA binding; protein binding; DNA-binding transcription factor activity, RNA polymerase II-specific. Gene Ontology annotation, cellular component: nucleus. Gene Ontology annotation, biological process: regulation of transcription by RNA polymerase II; immune system process. The transcript is spliced from 8 exons. NCBI's taxonomy places the organism in Eukaryota, Metazoa, Chordata, Actinopteri, Cypriniformes, Catostomidae.
CACGCGUUACCGACAGUUUCGACAGACGGUGAAACUCACGCAGAGAUUCAAACAAACACGAAACACACUUUACACCGAUACACUGCGGGUGUAUUUGCUGAACAUACGACGGAGCCUUAAUUUAAACACAUUAUAGUUCUGACAUUUAAUCGUAUUUGUGGAUAAUUCAGCUGUUGAAGGCCUCAGGAUUCGUGUUUUUUUCCCCAGGUAAGAAGCGCGAGCGCUUCCUGAAACCUGCAGAAGUGGCAUCAUGUCUUCUCACCCGCGUCGUGUCCGCCUGAAACCGUGGCUCGUCGCUCAGGUGGAUAACGGGACGUUUCCGGGUCUCAUGUGGCUGGACCGUGACGCCAAACGUUUUCAGAUUCCAUGGAAACACGCGACGCGUCACACUCCGCAGCAGGAGGAGGAGAACACCAUCUUUAAAGCGUGGGCUGUGGAAACCGGUAAAUAUCAGGAAGGUGUUGACGAACCGGAUCCGGCUAAAUGGAAAGCUCAACUGCGCUGCGCGCUCAACAAGAGUCGAGAGUUUAACCUCAUUUACGAUGGAACUAAAGAAGUGCCCAUGAAUCCACUGAAGAUCUACAAUGUGUGUGAUAUUCCUCAAACGCUCAGUAACCCAGGUUCAGUCCCGACAUAUGAGACUGAUGGUGAUGAUGAUGACGUUCCCGACACCCCAGAGCCCCCUCCUCCAUACCCACCCCACGGGAUGAAUUCUCCGCUGGCUCCGGUUUGGACUCCUCCUGGUUCCGUCUCACCGAUGCAGCCGCCCAGUUGCCCGCCUCCUUCUGUGGAGGCGUGGCUUAAGAAAGAGCCGCAGGACGUAGAGAUGCAGGCUCCGCCCAUGGAGCUGCAGACGCCCGUUACGCUGAUGAACACCUUCUUUGAAACGCCAGAGACGUGGAUCAGCUCUCUACCCAUGACUGAUCUAGAGGUGCAGUUUUAUUACCGCGGUAAAGAGGUGUGCCCUCCGGCCAUCGUGAGUAACCCGCAGGGCUGUCGGCUGUUUUACGGUGAUCUGGGACCGAUGAUGAAUCAGGAGGAGUUGUUCGGUCCCAUCAGUCUGGAGCAGGUGCGAUUCCCCUCCACCGAACACAUCAACAACGAAAAACAGCGUCUGUUCACGAGCCGUUUGCUGGACGUGAUGGACCGCGGGCUGAUCCUAGAGGUGAACGGGCACGACAUCUACGCCAUACGACUGUGCCAGUGUAAAGUGUACUGGUCCGGACCCUGCGCCCCCAAUCCAAACGCGCCAAACCUCAUCGAACGCCAACGCAAGGUCAAACUCUUCUGUCUGGAGUCGUUCCUGAGCGGAGUGAUCACUCAUCAGCGCGGUCAAUCGUCUGAACUGCCUCAGUUUGACAUUCAUCUGUGUUUUGGGGAGGAGUGGCCCGACGAGAGACCCAGAGAAAGAAAGCUCAUCAUGGUACAGGUCGUUCCAGUGGUCGCGCGUAUGAUCAGCGAGAUGUUUUCAGGCGACUGCACGCGUUCGUUUGACAGUGGAAGUGUCCGUCUGCAGAUCUCGGUUCCAGACAUCAAAGACAACAUCGUGACGCAACUCAAACAACUUUAUCGACUCCUACAGACGCCGUAGUGAAAUGUUAGCGGAUAUGAAGUAGAUUAUAAUCUGUGCUCACGUCCCAGCGACUGUUGGAGUGAGUUUAGCGUGUAAGCGACUGUUAAUCAUCAGCCAACGCGAGACGCUUUAAACCUCUAAAGGAAUAUUACAGAUGUGCUUUUAUCAUUAUCAGCUGUGCAUAAUAUUGCUUUCUCAUGAGCUUUUAACUUUCUGAUUAUUAAUGUAUGUUUUACUGCAGUUAAUGACACAUUUAAUCGCUGCUUAAUGUGGUUAAUUCUGCACUUUGGGGUAAAUAUAAUCUAGUUUUUAACCGUACUAUAUAUCUGACGUCUCAGACGGACAUUCAUGUAGAUUUCCGUAAUAUGUUUUUUGGAUUUA